CCAUGAAGAUCAAGAUAACGCCAGUUUCCCUUUUGGUGCUGAUCCUUCUUGGUCGCUCCGUGUGCUGUCAAAGGCCUGCAGGCUGCAGUUGUAAAUGUCGGCGCGAUUUUCAGUUUCGAUUCUGUGAUUGGGAGAGUUGCCAAGGCGGCCAUGGAAGCCGCGGCCUCUGAUAUCAACGAGGAGCCGAGCGUUCUCAAUGGUACUAAAGUCCUUCGCCUUACAUGAAAAGAAAAAUUGUAAGCGAUAAGGAUAUAACAUAUAAAGUCCUUUGCUUUGUGAACUCAAUCUCAAUGGUACCGAGCUCAAUCUCAAUCUGAUCGUGGAGGAUGUACGUUGCAGCGUUUUCAUGGGGGCAAUUACAGUCCAGCCGCUUUCAUCUUCCAUCUCGGGAAUUGACAGCCCAAUUGCGGAAGCAAGGCCUAUUGGCUAUCAAGUGGGCUCGUUUGCUUAAUAGCUAUUUAACAGCGAGUCUUCACAUAUCUGGAUCCGGACUCAUUUCUCUUGGCUCCCCUGAAGAAUACGUGAAAGCACUUCGGCUAGGACCAAGCAGAGGAGUGGCAGCUAUUGUGGAUGAACUUCCAUAUGUAGAAUUAUUUCUGUCAAGGCAGACGAAUUAUGGUAUUGUCGGGCAGCCAUUCACAAAGAGUGGGAGGGGAGGGGAUUUGUAAGUAUUCUCGUUUAUAAUUAGAUUAAGCAGAUGCACACUUACAUGAUUUCUUUCGCACAAUUAACUAUCCAAAGCCGCUUUGUGGAGCAUUUACUUUAGUUUAUACGCCAUUCAUUCAUACAUUACAUCAACAAAUUGAUGUUCAUUGUUGAGGUUUUGUCCUCAUGUUUAGAAGGCGAAAAAGAACAGAUUUCAUGGCAUAUGCCAUUUUCAAGUGAUGAUAUGAUCAUUGACAGAAUUUCCACCCUAAAUGGCUUACUGUAAAUGCAACAUAACCGGGUUUUUCAGAAAGACUCUCCGCUAGCUGUUGACAUGUCCACGACGAUCCUCAAGCUUGCUGAGACCGGGAAACUUCAGGAGCUACACGAGAAAGUGGUUCUGCAAGCAUGGUUGUGCAUCGGAGAGGGGAAGAAGGCCUGAGCGCAAUGAGCUCAACUUGAGCAGGUUCCGGGCUCUUGCUGCCCUGCUAGUGUUUCUCAUCCGAACUGUUCGCCAGUGCAUGCGAUACAACAGGAAGCAGCCUCAAGGCCAUUUAGCAACAACCAAAAUCUUUUUAGGAGAUUAACCAUAGCUUGUACUUAAAAUUCUUACAACCUCAAGGCCAAGACAUAUCUGGCCAAAUCAUCAAUAGAAGAAAUCUUGGCAUCUUCUGCGAACAAAGAUUAGACUAGAGCAAGAAGCAUGACUUUGCAUCCUCAACUUCUAGAAUUUUACGGGGGAGUUCUCUAAUUCGUGAAGA
Messenger RNA from Diospyros lotus (date-plum), 1406 nucleotides. Its product is annotated as glutamate receptor 3.3-like. The coding region runs from base 327 to 668 and encodes 113 amino acids. The record is from RefSeq and is a predicted model, not a curated record. NCBI's taxonomy places the organism in Eukaryota, Viridiplantae, Streptophyta, Magnoliopsida, Ericales, Ebenaceae. The transcript has 2 exons.